AUGGCACACAAGAGCGGCCGAGGCAAACCCCCAUUUGGCUCGUCCAAGAUCAUCCCCGCCGGAUUGUCUCUCAUCGGUAUGCAGACUGGUACUCAAAGUAUGACUCCUCCGAGGCCGGCGGAUCCACAUACGAUAUGGCUUGCAACGACCUUUGGAAAGGUGAUGAGAUAUCCUUGGUCCUCUCGAGGUCGCCAAGAGCAACUGGCAUGUUAUGUCAGAUCAGCUCUAUCUCGUCAAAAGGUCUGCUGCCGAUAUCUAGGCCAAGAUAUUGAGGUUGAGCUGAGCAUCGCCAGUCGUACUUUGAAGCAGUAUUUGAUCAUACAAUACCGUCUGGUCCGUCGCACAUGA
This is a messenger RNA of Colletotrichum lupini, 348 nucleotides long. RefSeq lists its product as uncharacterized. Bases 1 to 348 code for a protein of 115 amino acids. The record is from RefSeq and is a predicted model, not a curated record. NCBI's taxonomy places the organism in Eukaryota, Fungi, Ascomycota, Sordariomycetes, Glomerellales, Glomerellaceae. The transcript is spliced from 3 exons.